GCUCAACAGUUCGGUUUGAGAUCUCGAAAAAAACGCAAACCCAAGCAAAAUCAAGAUGAAAUACCUAGCAGUUUUGGCGCUACUCUGCUGCUUUUUGGGCUCAGCCUUGGCGGCUUUGAAAAACCCAAUCUGUGGCGAGGAGUUUGGCGUCCUUGGUAAUUGUCGUUCCAUUCAAUCCAAGUGGACCUAUCGCAAGGAUACAAACGAGUGCAUCAGCUUCAAUUACUCCGGCUGCCAUGGAAACAAUAAUCUAUUCGACAAGAAGGCGGAAUGCGAAAAGGCCUGCAAAAUUUAAGUGCCCAUUUAAGUUACCCAUGAAUAAAGUUCGAAAAUCGGUUUUGUUAUCCUAAUGUGA
Drosophila santomea is the source of this 355-nucleotide messenger RNA. RefSeq names its product male accessory gland serine protease inhibitor. NCBI's taxonomy places the organism in Eukaryota, Metazoa, Arthropoda, Insecta, Diptera, Drosophilidae. The transcript has 2 exons. Gene Ontology annotation, molecular function: serine-type endopeptidase inhibitor activity. Bases 56 to 295 code for a protein of 79 amino acids. The record is from RefSeq and is a predicted model, not a curated record.